Molecule: messenger RNA, 1760 nt
Organism: Callorhinus ursinus (northern fur seal)
Lineage: Eukaryota; Metazoa; Chordata; Mammalia; Carnivora; Otariidae
Gene: CNPY3
Product: canopy FGF signaling regulator 3
Source: RefSeq, a predicted model, not a curated record
CCGAGGUGGCCGGAGGAGGGAGCGGGCGGGGGGCUCCCUGUUGCCCUGGUUACGCCGAGGCACGUGUGCAGUCCCGGAAGCGGCUCCGGGAAACUGCCCAGCGCGCGCAACCGGAGGAAUCGCCGCCGGGUCCGUUGGGGUCGGGUCCGGCUGGGCCAUGGAUCCGUUGCCUGAGCCCGCGCCCCGGCCUGGGCCCCGCUGUCUUCUGCUUCUCUCCCUGCUACUGUUGCUGCUGCUGCUACUGCCGGCCCCAGAGCUGGGCCCCGGCCAGGCGCACGCAGAGGAGACUGACUGGGUUCGACUCCCCAGCAAAUGCGAAGUGUGUAAAUACGUCGCCGUGGAGCUGAAGUCAGCUUUUGAGGAGACUGGCAGGACCAAAGAGGUGAUUGACACAGGCUACGGCGUCCUGGAUCGGAAGGCUUCCGGAGUCAAGUACGCCAAGUCGGACUUGCGGUUAAUCGAAGUCACUGAGACCAUCUGCAAGAGGCUCCUGGACUAUAGCCUGCACAAGGAGAGGACCGGCAGCAACCGGUUUGCCAAGGGCAUGUCGGAGACCUUUGAGACACUGCACAACCUGGUCCACAAAGGGGUCAAGGUGGUGAUGGAUAUCCCCUAUGAGCUGUGGAACGAGACCUCUGCAGAGGUGGCUGACCUCAAGAAGCAGUGCGACGUGCUGGUGGAAGAGUUUGAGGAGGUGAUCGAGGACUGGUACCGGCACCACCAGGAGGAAGACCUGACUCAGUUCCUCUGCGCCAAUCACGUGCUGAAGGGCAAGGACACCAGUUGCCUGGCAGAGCAGUGGUCCGGCAAGAAGGGGGACACAGCUGCCCUGGGAGGGAAGAAGUCUAAAAAGAAGAGCAGCAGGGUCAAGGCAUCAGGCGGCGGCAGCAAACAGAGGAAGGAGCUAGGUGGCCUGGAGGAAGACCCCAGCCCCGAUGAGGAUGAGGGCAUCCAGAAGGCAUCCCCUCUCACACACAGCCCCCCGGAUGAGCUUUGAGGCUAACCCAGUGCUCCCUGUACCGAGACCCCUGACCUGAAGCUGAGGAAUCUGGGACCCCGCUCUGGCCGGCAGACAGCUGUCCCGCUCCAGGUGCGCCCUGCCGGCUUGCCAGCAGGAGAGGCACAGUGCGGGGAACACCUCGCCUCCUGCCUCCGCCCAGCGGCUCUCCUGACCCCGGCUUCCGGCGGGCCGUGCGAUUUCCCGCCUGCUGAGGACUCUGGUGUGAACUCAGCAGGGGCAGGUGUGGGGCCCAUGGGGAGGGCACCCCGGCCUUCACCUCCCCUCACUCCUCCCCAGCGGGGAAGCAAGACUACAGGCCAUCCCACCCCCGCUUACCCCCUCCUGUGGACACCUGGCACUCUGCCCGGCCCUCCCUAGGGCUCACAGAGUAAAAACCUUUUGGCCUUUUUUGUUCCAAUUUUUGAGUCCCCUCCAGCUCCUCAGGAGGCCUGGAGCCCCUGUUGCUCUUCCUUGCCCCUCACCUUCCAGCCUUGGGGGCCGAGGAUGAAGAGGCAGCUCCCAUCCUCCCAUUACUGAGGCUGGCCUGCCGGCUCUGGGGAACGGCAGGUGCAGGGCGGGCCUGGGUUGUUUUGGGGUGAGACCCUGCCCCUCAGCUGCCUUUGGACUCCCUGAGCUCCCCAGGCCAGGAGGGGCCUCACUUGUGCCCUGGGCACCUGGCUGCCCUCUAUUCUCUCUUCUCUCCCCGAAGGCCUUCCCAUUUGUUGUGUAAACUGUUUACUGAUGAACUCACCUGAUUCUA